AUGCCUUCUGAAGAUUCCUCCCCCUCCCACAUCCACAUCCUCACCCUCAACUGCUGGGGUCUCAAGUACAUCUCUAAAUACCGCCAUGAACGUCUGUCGGAAAUCGGUCGCCAGCUGGCCCUGGCAGAUCCUCCACCAGAGAUCGUGGGCCUGCAGGAGUGCUGGACACAACAGGAUUACGAGAGCAUCCAUGACCAGACCCGACACCUCCUUCCAUACGGCAAGUUCUACUUUGGCGGCAUCUGGGGCGCCGGGCUGGCCAUUCUCUCGCGAUGGCCCAUUGAGGAAAGCAGCAUGUUCGCCUACCCACUGAAUGGCCGCCCAACCGCUUUCUUCCGCGGCGACUGGUACGUCGGCAAGGGUGUGGCAUGUGCGCGGGUGCGGUUUGGCCCACAACGGACGGACGUCGCCGAGGUCUUCUGCACGCACCUGCACGCCCCCUACGAGCGCGAGCCCCACGACUCGUACCUCUGCCAUCGCACCGCCCAGGCCUGGGAGAUUGCCAAGCUGAUGCGCGGCGCUGCCGAGCGCGGCCACCUGGUGAUCGGUCUAGGCGAUUUCAACAUGCUGCCGUCCUCGUUCGCCCACAAGCUCAUAUGUGCCCACAGCCCCGUCCGCGACGUGUGGCAGGUCCUGCAUCCGGACUCGUCCGUGGGCGCCGCCAUCGACCCGGUUGAGCAGAAGCGCAACCGGCCCGCGCCCACAGCUGAGUUCAACAUCCAGGAGAACGGCACCACCUGCGACAGCAAAUUCAACACCUGGCGCUGGCCCGAGACGGACCGCAAGCAACUGGAAAAGGGCCACGAUGUCAUCGUCGACAAGGACAGCCCCGAUCCGCGGGGGAAGCGGCUGGAUUACAUAUUUGUGGGCGACGGCGAGGGCGCGGCACGCUGGUCGGUCGAGUCUGUUGGUGUUGGCAUGAUGCAGCGGCAUCCGCAGCUGCGGUGCUCGCUCAGUGACCACUUCGCCGUCGAGGCGGUCAUCACGCGGAAUGCUACCUCCUCCUCAGCCGAAGCAGCAGCAGGAUCCGGAUCCUCCCCCACGGGGCUCUCCCCCGAGACCUACGACCACAUUCUCGAGAUGAUCCGAGUCUACGAUCUACGAGAACGGUUGCAACGGCGCUGGCGGGUGGCCCAUUUCUUGGCGGCGGUGCUGGUGUCAAUCGGGUGCUUUGUGGGCGUCUGGUGGACGGGAGAUCAUCUACCCUACGUAGCGUUCAUCCUGGUGGUGGUGAGCACGCUGAGCUUCGGGGCGGGGAUCCUGGACGGAUUGAUCGGGGGAUUGUUCAUGUCGAGCGAGAUCCGAGCACUGAAGGAGUUCCGAUGGGAGGUGCAUAAUGCGCGGCGACGGGCCGAGCCGGCGAAGUCGGAGUGA
This is a messenger RNA of Aspergillus tanneri, 1374 nucleotides long. It is a transcript of the gene SMPD2, whose product is annotated as inositol phosphosphingolipid phospholipase. The transcript has a single exon. The record is from RefSeq and is a predicted model, not a curated record. The coding region runs from base 1 to 1374 and encodes 457 amino acids. NCBI's taxonomy places the organism in Eukaryota, Fungi, Ascomycota, Eurotiomycetes, Eurotiales, Aspergillaceae. Gene Ontology annotation, cellular component: cytoplasm. Gene Ontology annotation, molecular function: sphingomyelin phosphodiesterase activity.